Molecule: messenger RNA, 1734 nt
Organism: Pipistrellus kuhlii (Kuhl's pipistrelle)
Lineage: Eukaryota; Metazoa; Chordata; Mammalia; Chiroptera; Vespertilionidae
Gene: ZMAT4
Product: zinc finger matrin-type 4
Exons: 8
Coding region: 204-989 (261 amino acids)
Molecular function (GO): nucleic acid binding; zinc ion binding
Source: RefSeq, a predicted model, not a curated record
GCCGCUGAAAGGUCUGGUCGCAGAGGCAGGAACGCGUAAUCCUCAGCGUGCUUCAUUCCGGCAGCAUCCUCCCCGGCUCGGCAGGCAGGGCAGCGAGCCUCCGGGCACCGGCCGGCCCCUGCUCCGCGGAAAAGGCGACCUGGCUUCUGGUAUUGCCCUGGCGGCUUCCUGAUCACUGCUGUCCUUUGCUGCUGAAAUUUUUAAUGACUAACACCAAUAUCAGGAAUCUUCAAACUUAUGAUGAUUGCAGUGGAAAACUCUUUCUUCAGAGCGGAGCUCAUCUGGUUGAAGGAAGCCUGAUGAAGUCCUCCGAUAUCGACCAGGAUUUAUUUACAGACAGUUACUGCAAGGUGUGCAGUGCACAACUGAUAUCUGAAUCUCAGCGCGUGGCCCAUUACGAGAGUCGAAAACAUGCAAGCAAAGUCCGACUGUACUACAUGCUUCACCCUAGGGACGGUGGGUGUCCUGCCAAGAGGCUCCGGUCAGAAAAUGGAAGUGGUGCUGAUAUGGUGGAUAAGAACAAGUGCUGCACACUCUGCAACAUGUCUUUUACCUCAGCGGUGGUGGCCGAUUCCCAUUAUCAAGGCAAAAUCCAUGCCAAAAGGUUAAAGCUGUUGCUAGGAGAGAAAACUCCGCUAAAGGCUACAGCAACCCCCCUGAGCUCACUUAAGCCUCCCAGGGUGGACACUGCUCCAGUGGUCACAUCGCCCUAUCAAAGAAGAGAUUCAGACAGAUAUUGUGGACUCUGUGCAGCCUGGUUUAAUAAUCCCCUGAUGGCCCAGCAACAUUAUGAUGGGAAGAAACACAAAAAGAAUGCGGCAAGAGUUGCUUUAUUAGAACAACUUGGGACAACUCUGGACAUGGGGGAACUAAGAGGUCUGAGGCGUAAUUACAGAUGUACCAUCUGCAGUGUCUCUCUAAACUCAAUAGAACAGUAUCACGCCCACCUGAAAGGAUCUAAACAUCAGACCAACCUGAAGAAUAAAUAGUGAAAACAUCAAUCAAGAUGAGAAAAAAUAUCAGGAUUUCUCUGCCAUGGAGAAUUGCUUAUCAACCACCAGAGGAGAAAUCUUUCUUGAACAAUGAACAUUUCUUAUGAGGAUUCACAGAUUAACAUGUGACUAUUCUCAGUUUUGGAAAGUAAAUGAGCUUUAUUUAUUUAUUUAUUUUUAAUUUUGUGGUAAGUUGUGAUGUUUGGAUGGAUUUUUCAAUUCUUUCUGGAUAAUAUAUUUAGCACAUGUUCUAAAUUAUAAUCCUAUACCAAACAGUGAGCGCAUCAUUUAAACUUAAAGACAAUGGAAAAAUAUAAAUCUCCAGUUUAUUCUAGAUUUCUUUAACAUAUAAAAUUAUUCUAUUAAAUCCUGGAUGAUUGUUAUGUAAAGCACCUCUAUCAAGAAAGAAACACUAUUUUUUCAUCAUGUGGAACAUGACUGUGGCAACAUGCCCUCAACAGGAAGGAAUCACUGGUCCUUCUCAUCUCACCUUACAAAGUGUGAACCAGCCUUGCAUCUGAACAGCGAGAAUGAAGAAGGUAAACAAAAGAAAAAUCAUCAUCUCUGUUUUCUGAUCACUAAAAAAAAAAAGUUUCUCAAGGUUAAGCCAAAUCCUCUUUGCAAGCUGCCAAAAUAAUAGCUUAGGAAAAGAAUUAGUUUGCCUGCAUGAUGAUCCUCUUAGGCAAAAAAUGUCUUCACAGCAGUUGACCUUGAUGAAAUGUUUUCCCAAAGGCAUCCAAAA